Cornus florida is the source of this 792-nucleotide messenger RNA. RefSeq lists its product as uncharacterized. Lineage: Eukaryota; Viridiplantae; Streptophyta; Magnoliopsida; Cornales; Cornaceae. The record is from RefSeq and is a predicted model, not a curated record. Bases 1 to 792 code for a protein of 263 amino acids. Gene Ontology annotation, molecular function: nucleic acid binding; RNA-DNA hybrid ribonuclease activity. The transcript has a single exon.
AUGAAACCGCCUUUAAGGUUAUACUUAUUGGCUGCUGAGGAGUCCAUUGGGACUUUAUUGACGCAAAAUAAUGAGUGGGGAAAGGAACAUGUUGUUUACUGUCUUAGUCGAGUACUCACUCCAGUGGAAUGUAGGUACACUCCAAUUGAAAAGUUAUGUCUUGCUUUGUAUUAUUCUGCAAUGAAAUUAAGAAUGUACAUGCUUCCAGUUGUUGUGUACAUUGUUUCUCAAACUAAUUUGAUUAAGUAUAUGCUAUCAAGGCCUUUGAUUACUAGAAGGAUUGGAAAAUGGUCAUUGGCAUUGAUGGAGUUCAGUUUUAAGUAUAUUCCACAGAAAACAGUCAAAGGACGUACAUUGGCAGAGUUUCUGGCUGAUCACCCUUCCACUGAAAUAGCAACGAAAAUGUGUGACGAGGUGGAUAGUCUCUACCUCGAACAUUCUUCGUGGACAUUACUCUUUGAUGGUUCAUGUAUUAGCGACAGAGGAGGAGCUGGAAUUAUCAUAAUUUCUCCAAGGAAAUGGAAGACUUCAUUUUCUUUCUUUUUAAAUUAUUUAUGUACUAAUAACCAGAAUGAGUAUGAGUCACUCAUAAUUGGUUUGGAAAUUCUAUUAGAAAUGAAAGCCAGAAGUGUACUUACCAUUGGAGAUUCCAAGCUCGUGAUCAACCGAUUGGCCGAUGAAUACAGAUGCCUUAGUCAUCAUCUGAGUCCUUUCCAUUUCUUGGCCUUACAAUUACUGGAUCAAUUUGAUGAUUAUCAGUUACAACACUUGCCAAGACACCUGAACAAAUAG